This is a messenger RNA of Dacryopinax primogenitus, 1671 nucleotides long. Its product is annotated as PIN domain-like protein. The record is from RefSeq and is a predicted model, not a curated record. The transcript is spliced from 5 exons. The annotation marks the transcript as partial. Lineage: Eukaryota; Fungi; Basidiomycota; Dacrymycetes; Dacrymycetales; Dacrymycetaceae. Gene Ontology annotation, molecular function: 5'-flap endonuclease activity.
AUGGGCAUUCCGGGGCUUUGGGAUAUAUUACGACCUGCCGGAAAAUCCCGAUCUCUUACUCACCUUACUGUUGUGGAUGGCUUUCUGCGCAAUUCGUCAGGCAAACGCGCUUACCGCAUCGGAAUAGAUGCGAGCAUUUGGUUUUUCCAUGCGAACGGCGGACAAGGCGGUGAGAACCCCGAGCUCCGAACAUUGUAUUUCCGUUGCUGUCGACUCUUAUCUCUUCCGAUCCUUCCGUUGUUUGUAUUCGAUGGAGCCCUGAGACCUUCUCAAAAGCGGGGAAAGCAUAUUGGAAAGAAUCAGCAUUGGCUUGUCAGUGGGAUGAGGGAGAUCAUCGACGCGUUCGGCUUCGAAUGGUGGACUGCGCCUGGAGAGGCCGAAGCCGAGCUGGCGUAUUUCAAUGACAUCGGUGUUAUUGAUGCGAUUCUUUCCGAUGACGUGGACAACUUUUUGUUCGGAGCAAAGGUUGUCAUCCGGAACCCUUCAGCAACAUUAACAGGAACUCAAACACACGUCCGAAAGACAGGUCAGGAAGAAAAGGACGAUGGACAACAUGUUGUUAUCUACCGAGCGGCUGAUAUCGAGUCCCAUCCGGAUGUCGGUCUACGACGAGGUGGUCUCAUCCUUAUUGGCCUUAUGAGCGGCGGAGAUUAUAAUACUACAGGGCUCAUGGGCAUAGGGACCAGCAUUGCUCAUGCGUUAGCGAAAUGCGGCUACGGUGAUCAGCUCGUGGACCACCUUGAACAACUCAAGGACAACAAAUCUCACAUCCCGAUUGCGCUAGAGGCAUGGCGUGAAGCAGUUCGACGAGAUCUCCGAGGACCUUCGCGUGUCACAGAACUGUUAAAGAGGAGAUUUCCCGCAAAAGCAAAAGCGAUCACAGACGAUUUCCCCGUCAUCCAAGACGUUUGCUCCUAUGCCGCACCAGUAACCAGCUUCACUCUGAACCGAGAUAUUACAAUGAUUCAGUGGACGAAGAAACCGAACCUCGGGAAGAUUGCAGGUUUAUGUGAGAGGCAUUUCGAAUGGGGUGUAAGAGAAGUUAUCAUCAAGCGCUUUCGAACCACUGUUUGGCAAGGUGCAGUGCUUCGGGCUCUCAUCGGGGCUGUCCUCAAGCAAGAUGAGAAAUCGACUCCGACGUCUACGCCCAGAAAGCGGCCCUCGCCCAAUGUGCCCGUCACACCUAGCACCCGACUAGCCGAUGCGUUCCGUCAAUUACAUGCAACAUCCCCUAGUCGGCCGACUCAACCUGGCCAAGCGAGUACUCAGGAAGCUUUGGUAUCCAAUGUGUCACACGGGGGGAAGGCGAGCGAGACCAUCGCCAACAUUGAUGUAUCCAAACUCAUACUGCGCAUACACUCCAGUCGGACUCACCCAUCCACCGAUGACAUGCUGGAGUAUCGGCUUGAAAUCGAUCCAGGCCAACUAGUGACCCAAGCCCACACAGGGAUUCAAGAUACUCGACUCGGCCCAGAUGCUAUUUUGGACCCCAAUUUCGAAGAUCUUGACUCGGACGAGGAAGGAGCUCAGAAGGCAAAGAAGCCUCCCCCAGACCCUCUGAGCACACUUCGGAUAUGGACACCUGCCGUUAUCGUGAAGAUGGCGUGCCCUGAGCUGGUUGAAGAGUUCGAAGCCUUGCAGGAAGCCAAAGCAGCAAAGAAAGCGACGAAG